Messenger RNA from Corylus avellana, 1991 nucleotides. Its product is annotated as FAD/NAD(P)-binding oxidoreductase family protein. The record is from RefSeq and is a predicted model, not a curated record. NCBI's taxonomy places the organism in Eukaryota, Viridiplantae, Streptophyta, Magnoliopsida, Fagales, Betulaceae.
ACCUGGCCUACUUAUCCUGGUUUUCUCAAAUUUUGAGCGCAGUAGUAACCCAUGAGUUUCGCUUUGGCGCGCUUCAUCUUUCACACCGGCUGGGUUUUCUCACAAGCGGCAAGUACCACCAGAAACUAUGGCUUUCUCCUUUUAACCCCAAGGAAAAGAAAAUUUACCGCAACUGCUAUACCUGUAGCUCAUAAGUCAAAUGAAGGGCUGUUGGUGGUAGUUGGGGGUGGAGCAGCUGGGGUUUUUGGGGCAAUUAGAGCAAAGACCCUUGCGCCUAAUCUGAAAGUGGUGGUUGUUGAGAAAGGGAAACCUCUGUCAAAGGUGAAAAUAUCUGGAGGUGGCCGGUGCAAUGUCACAAAUGGGCAUUGUGCUGACAAUUUGAUUCUGGCAGAACAUUAUCCAAGGGGUCAUAAAGAGCUGAGAGGAUCUUUCUUCAACAUGCAUGGCCCAGCGGAUACUAUGUCCUGGUUCUCUGAUCAGGGGGUGGAACUUAAGAUUGAGGACGAUGGAAGGGUAUUUCCCGUCAGUAACAGUUCUUCUUCAAUAAUUGAUUGUCUCAUGUCCGAAGCAAUGAAGUUAGGAGUUUCUCUGCAGACCGGAAAAGUUGUGACAACUGCUUCUGCUACUGGUGAUGGAAAAUUCAUCCUCAAGAUUGAGAAGCGAACACUCAGUUAUGUCGAACAUGUUGAUGCUGAUUAUCUAUUGAUUGCUAGUGGUAGUAGUCCGCAGGGUUAUAGUCUUGCAGCUCAGCUUGGUCAUUCUACUGUAGAUCCAGUGCCAAGUUUAUUUACUUUCAAGAUUGAGGAUCCUCUGUUGGCAGAGUUGUCAGGGGUGACAAUCCCUAAAGUUAAAGCGAAACUGAAAUUAGAAAAUGUCAAAAGGAACAUACCGCAGCUAACACAGGUUGGGCCCAUGUUAGUCACACAUUGGGGACUCAGUGGGCCUGUAAUUCUUAAGCUAUCUGCUUGGGGGGCCCGUGAUCUGUUCAGUUUAGGCUACAAAGGGAGACUUAUAGUGGAUUUUACACCUGACUGGCAUAUAGAAGAUGUGAAGUCCAUCCUUAGUAAACACAAGAAUCGGUUUGUGAAGCAAAAAGUGAUCAAUUCAUGUCCUUCAGAAUUUGGCCUUGUCAAGAGAUUUUGGAAAUAUAUAUUGGAUCGUGAGGGUGUAUCUGGAGAUAUGUUGUGGGCUUCCAUUUCUAAUAACUCAUUAAUUUCUGUUGCUUCUCUGUUAAAGAAUUGUACUUUCACAGUGACAGGGAAGGGUCAAUUUAAGGAUGAAUUUGUCACUGCUGGAGGUGUACCGCUUUCUGAGAUCUCGCUGAAUACAAUGGAAAGCAAAAUACAUUCGCGUCUAUACUUUGCAGGGGAGGUACUGAAUGUUGAUGGUGUAACUGGCGGUUAUAAUUUCCAGAAUGCUUGGUCUGGUGGAUACAUUGCGGGAACAAGUAUUGGUAAAUCAGCACUUGGUGCCUAUCUUCAAGAGGGAGUUCUAUGACAAACAUUUGGCCAUGCCUGCUGCUGACUUAUUAAUUGGCAUGCAUGAUGCAUCUGAAGCGUGCAUUCAAAUGACUUGGGGCUUUACCUCAUUCCACAAGCAACAUAACAAUUACUUGCCGUAUCAUCUGGGCCAUCUUAAAUCUAUUUACCUGUCACUUCCAACGGAGUUGACCAAUAUUACCCGUGCAGUUGGUUAAUAUCGGCGAGCGCAUAAAAUGGUUAACAAAGAGGAGCUGGUGUGGCAUUGAGAAUGAUGGUUGGAUUUUCAACGAAAGAGACAAUGGUAAAAUUGAAAUAUCGAGGUAAAAAACAAUGCCAUUCUUGUUACUUGUCAAACUUUGACCCAGUACGUAAUUUCCUUCCGAGCUUGAGAUGGUAACAAAUUAUAUCCUUUUAGAUUUUUAAUUCUUUCCUGCCUCUGCCGCCCAUUGUUGCAUGGGUAUAGGGGCUGUUAAUAGAUAGAGACGUUCGCUAAUAGGCUUGAGUUUAGUU